Messenger RNA from Acanthoscelides obtectus, 5385 nucleotides. The record is from the annotation of a GenBank genome assembly. Lineage: Eukaryota; Metazoa; Arthropoda; Insecta; Coleoptera; Chrysomelidae.
UUAUCGCCGUCAAGUUUUUCGAGCAAAAAUUUCUGGUAUCGUGAGUGGUUGUGCAGAAGCUCUAUAAAGCAUUACAUUGGUAAAAAUAGUGAAAGUGAUGCUCGUAUUUCUUCAGGACAACAUUGCAGUACGUAUUACAGUCAACUGCAACGUUAUCCUGUAGAAAAUACACCGGAUGCAAUUUUGAUGGAUAAACAAAAAUGUGACGGUUUCUGUGAUGGCUGCGCCCAAAAAGCCUCAAAGAUUGUGUGACAGGGUAGUGCGAUUUCCAAAAAUUGUGGAGUGUGACCAUAUCGAUGUGGAUUCUCUCGAAGAAUAUACUGAAUCGGAUGACCAUAAUGACUCUGACCAGGAUGCCAAAUCUCAAUCACCAACGUCUAAACCUACUGCAACCAAACACCUCAACCUCAACGGCAUCUGUCGUCGAGAUCAGCCGGACGACUGCUACGUGGAACAAGUCGUCCUCAACACGCAUUCCUCAAAUUCCCUCAACGAUCUGGAGGUACUCACAUUGCGGUCCAAUGGUAUACAGAACUUCCCGACCAGUGUGCUCAGGUUGCAGUCUUUGGUUACCCUCGACCUGGCGGACAACUGUUUGCUUACUUUGCCUACUGAGAUCAACAUGCUUGAAAGGCUUCAGGAGUUGAUUUUGGACCAUAAUUUGCUGAGCAUUCUUCCUGAGACACUGUGGGACCUGGAGUUCUUAAGAGUAUUAAGGGUGGUGGCCAACAGAUUAGCGAUCCCCCCAGAUAAAGGGGUCAAUGAGAUGAAAGCUCUCGUUUUAUCGGAGCCAGAGGAAAAGUCGAGGCAUUCUAAGGGAUUAACUACUUUAAACUUGCGGUCGAAUAAACUAAAAGGCCACAUUAUCCUAGGAAAUUAUGGGAGUCUGACCGAACUAGACGUAAGUGAAAAUAGUAUAGAAAUUCUAGACCUCACAGCCGUAGAACAGCUCCAAACGCUGCAAUGUUCCAGAAACAGCCUCACCACUCUUACCUUGCACGGAAAGAAAUUGGUGUCUAUAAUUGCCGGAAACAACAGACUGAAAUCACUGACAGUAGUCCACCCGCCAAUCGGACUAAAACACCUGGACGUCUCCUACAACGCUCUGGAGACCCUACCGAACUGGAUAACUGGCUGCAAUGAACUGCGAUCCCUAUUUGCCAGCAACAACUCUCUGAUCUCACUACCUGACCAUCUCUUUUGCAAUGAAAUGCCAUUCUUACACACGCUCCAACUUGCCUACAACCAUUUGCAGUAUUUGCCGACCAUUCAACGACAUCUACCUAUCCAAGAAUUGUUCCUACAGAAUAACAGUUUGUCUAGUUUACCCGAUAACUUCUUCAAGUUCGUCCGUAACAUCAAAGUUCUGAACCUCUCCAAUAACAGACUCUGUGACCUACCUAAGCCAGAGGAGGUUCUGCAGUUGGAGAAGCUUUACCUCACAGCGAACUGUUUGAUAGAUAAGAGCUUAGACAGACUAGCUCCAUUUUUGAGGAAUUUGAAAAACUUACAUGCAGCGUACAACAAUUUUAACGCACUGCCCGAAAACUGUUGCCUCUAUUGGUCUGAUAUGGAAGAGCUCGUCAUAUCUGGGAACAAGAUCCUCAAGCUUCCUGACAACAUAGAGCGCUUCAAGCAUCUGGCUGUACUCAGGGUACAUUCCAACCUCCUUACAAGUAUACCAAAGCUGUCAUCACUACUUUGUCUAAGAGUGCUGGACUUAGCUCACAAUCAGCUGGAUAGGGUUGAUCUAACAGCCCUUAUACCUCCAAAUUUAAAGUUCCUGGACCUGUCUUGUAACACCAAGCUUCACGUAGACUCUCACCAAUUCAAUACCUACAGAACCCAAAGGCCUAUGUCCUUAGUAGACGUUUCUGGAAGGAAUAGAACCACUCUACCUCUAACUCCUUCUCCGUUUUGUGAGAGUGAUCUGACAGAGGCCAGCUGGUCAGUAGGUUUUUCAGAAACAGCAGGUAACAAGCAGAGAUUGUAUGUUUCCCAGAUUCGUCUACCUGCAUUCUGCAAUACAGAAGCUCUUUUUGGAAUGUUUGAUGGUGAAUCAAAUAGUGAUAUGCCUUGUGGUGUGGAGAAAGUUGUCCCGAGAGUACUACUGGAGGAAAGGACCGUAAAGGAGACAGCUCAUGACUAUAUGAAGUAUACUUUACUGUCGGUCUACAGGGAAUUUAAAGAAAGGUACCAGAAACGAGGUAUAAGCGCGAUCCUAGUCCACGUGAUGAAAUCCAAACAACCAGUGGACUACGCAUUCUGCAACUCCUUGAAAAAGUACACCAUGCGAAUAGCCAGCAUCGGAGACCUUCGUGUAGUCCUUGGCAGAGCUGCUGGACCUGUCAGGUUGCUGCCCAAUAAACAACGGAAGCAGAUCAGAACCAACCCUCAAAUACAAAUGACAGUACCUGACCCUGAAGUAGCUGAGGUGCACUUAGAAGAGCAGGAUGAGUAUAUGAUCAUAGCAAACAAGAAUCUUUGGGACGUCAUUACACCAGAAAACUCAAUCAAAGAAGUAGCUUUACAGAGAAACGUUAUUUUAGCGGCUAAGAGACUUCAAGACUUGGCACAAAGCUAUGGCGCAGAAGAGAACCUUAGUGUAAUUGUGGUGAAGUUCAACUUACUUGGAAAUGACGUAGACUUGCUGAUGAGAGAAUUAAGACAGACGAUAAAACGAAACAAAUAUCAGACAGACAGUAACUCGAAUACUGAUUGUCAGCCAGGUUGUUGUUGUGAAACGAACAAUGAUUGCAUCACCUGUAUAGAUAACAUUCCGAUUCCUCCACCUAUGAUGAUGUGUGACGAUCGAUCAUCACCUAGUGGUCAAAGUGAUCACAAUUGUAGCGAUUAUAAUAAUUCUUCCGCAAAAUUGUUCAUCAGCCAACUGAACAAACAUUCUGACACGAAAUCCAUGAGGAGCCUCACUCCUUCAAUUUUCGAAUCGUCUGAUGCCAAAUCACAACCUGAAAGGAGGAGUUAUAGAGGCGUGGCGAAGGCUCUAAGACAACGACGUGAAGAAGAAAAGAAUAAAGAAGAUUCAGACUCUGCAGUAUCUGAAGAGCAGUUCAAGUGUUGGGAAUACAUGUUGGAGCAAAAUACGCAGCUACUUUUUGACAGAGAAUUAAACACUUUGAAAAGUGUCAAGAGUAAGCCUCUCUCGAUAAAAGUUCCUUCUUUGUCAAAGAGUUUUUCACAUAUACCUGAUGGUAAUGCACCAGGGAUGUUUCUUUCAAAACAGUUUGGGAGUGCUAGGUCGUUCAACCCGCUGUUAUCCAGAGCUGGUUCCAGACAGAAUUUGGAUAAAAAACAGAUUCUAGGUGGGCCAAACGCAGCUUACUUUGGAAGCUUGCAAAGGUUGAUGCCGUACAAUUUGGAAUACGACUUUGCUGUUAUGCAAGAAAGAGGUUUGGCUGAUUCUCUUGAUCUUGACAGGAUGCAGCAGUAUUGGGGGGUGACUACAACCGAAUUGUGAUAAGAUAGAAUUUAGGCAAAUCGACAAAAAAGGAUAAUAUAAAAUUCAAAACUAAGUAGAUUGUCCAAAUACACGCCUCGCCCAGAAAAUUUGGUAAAACCCUUCAAAAGUAAUGGCGUAUGAUGAUAGGUCAACUACAUAGUCGUCAAAGUGAACACAAUUGUGGUGAGAAUAAUGAUUUUUCUGCAAAAUUCUGUAACGGGAUCCCCGAGAAGCGUUACUUCAAUUUUCCAUAAUGCCGAAUCACAACCUGAGAUGAGGAGUUAUAGAGACGUGGCGAAAGCUCUAAGAGAGUGAAGAAAGAAAGUAAGUAAUACAGAAGAUUCAGAGUCAUCAAUGUCGGAGGGGUAGUUUAAGUAUUGGGAAUACAGGUUGGAGCAAAAUACUCAGCUACUUUUUGACAGAGAAUUAAACACUUUGAAAAGUGUCAAGAGUUACUUCUUUGUCAAAGAGUUUUUCACAUAUACCUGAUGGUAAUGCACCAGGGAUGUUUCUUUGAAAACAAAUUGGGAGUGCUAUGUCGUUCAACCCGCUGUUAUCCAGAGCUGGUUCCAGGCAGAACUUGGAUAAAAAACAGACUCUAGGUGGGCCAAACGCAGCUUAUUUUGGAAGCUUGCAAGGGUUGAUGCCGUACAAUUUAGAAUACGACUUUGCUGUUAUGCAAGAAAGAGGUUUGGCUGAUUCUCUUUAUCUUGAUAGGAUGCAGCAAUAUUGAGGGGUUACUACAACUGAAUUGUGAUAAGAUAGAAUUUAGGCAAAUCAACAAAAAGGGAUAAUAUGAAAUUCAAACCAAGUAGACUGUGGUGAGAAUAAUGAUUUUUCUGCAAAAUUCUGUAACGGAAUCUACGAGAAGCGUUACUUCUUCAAUUUUCCAUGAUGCCGAAUCACAACCUGAGAGGAGGAAUUAUAGAGACGUGGCGAAAGCUUUAAGACAGUGAUGAAAGGAAGUAAGCAAUAGAGAAGAUUCAGACUCAUCAAUGUCAGAGGGGCAGUUUAAGUAUUCGGAAUACAGGUUGGAGCAAAAUACUCAGCUACUUUUUGAUAGAGAGGUAAAUACAUUGAGAAGCAUCAAGAGUAAGCCGAUAGAACUUCGUUCUUUAUCAAAAAGCUUCUCGCUUAUACCUAACGGUAAUUGACCUGGGAUGUUUCUUUUAAAGCAGUUUUGGAGUGCAAGGUCAAGUUAAGGCAAAUUAACAAAAAGAAACAACAUGAAAUACAAAACUAACUAGAUUGCCCAAAUAGAUGUUAUUUCUAAGAAGCUGAUGAAACGUUACAAAUGUAAUGAUGUGUAAUGAUAGAUCAUCACCUAGUGGCUAAAGCGAAUACAAAUGUAAUGAGUAUCAUAAUUCUUCUGCCAAAUUUAGUUCUGUAACAUCUACUUCUAUGUUUUCAUAUAAGUUGCGAGAUCUUGGCUUAUAUCAAAUUAUCAAGUAUACUUUUGGAGUCUUAUAGUUUUAGAAGACUUGGACGAGUACAAACCACUAUAGUAAUAAUAAAAAAGAUUCAGUUUCUAUGGAAGUUGCUUUAUAUGGACGUUUUAAGGCCCAGCAAAGAAUUGAAAAGCGGAUGUCCCAUCUAGAGGUAAAUUAUGGCAUUAUUAAAAGUAAUCUGGAUUUGUAUCCUAAAUCAGAAAAAUCAUUGUUUUUGAAGUAUUUCAUAGUGUGCUUGAAUACUUAACUCUUCCUGAUGUUGUUUAGCUCGUUCGUAUUGUUUUAGUUUCUCUAAUAAAUGAUAAUUUUCUAGUAUACCUAUCGAAAACAGCAAUCAUUCUGCUUUGAUUUUAGAACAAAGUUUUACAGGUCUUUACCUACUCGAAACGAUGUAUGUAAAUUGAAGUAGCAAUAAGUGUAAAUUGUAAUAGUGAAUUUUAUUGUAGGUAUUACUUUAUAUUUUAAAUAAACGUUUAC